CUACCAGGCAACAUACAUUUCCGAACACGCACCGUCGAGCCUUUGGCACGGCGGCGGAUUGUGUCUCCUCGCACCGUGGGCACCUUCUGCGCCAUCUUACACAUGCACCAAAAGACCUUUGACUCGAGCGACGCCUCCUGCUCACACCGAGCGCUGCCAGCUGCACUUUGUCCGACGGCGGCCGCGCGAGAACCUAAGACCCAGACAUCCGGCUGGCUCAAGCCCAGGCGCGCGCGAUUACACUCCGCGGCGUCGUCGUGGCGCCCCAAGGACAGCCUCGGCAGGCCUACCUGCAGCGGCCGAGCAGCUCUACCUACUAUCCGGCGAUGCAGUUGUUGACAGGAUUGGGGCUGGCUGCAGCCUCUCUACUCGUGCUGCCCGUACGGUGCGCCGACGUGCGAGCUCGGGUGCCGCGGCAAGCCUCACCACCCACCAAACCUCUCCAACCCAACCCGAAGGCCUCAAUUUGCCCUCCAUUUCCAGUGUGGGGGGGUCGGAGAACAUUGACAAAAAUGCACGUGGAACCCGUACCCCCCCCCAACCCGAAAUUCGGGUCUUUGGGUUGGCUUGGGGUGGUCUGGUAGGCAGUCAAAGCCCAGCUGCCCUGGGCGUACACCAAAGACGAGAGCCCGGCCGGCCCCGCCGCCUCCCUGCUGCAGGAGGCGGGGGCUCAUUUCGAUCUCUCUGCUUCGAUUCGAUGCGAUUUCGAUGGCUUCCGAUUCCGAUUCGAUUCGACUUCGGAUUCCGAUAUGGGCUCCGAGUUCUCCAUGGAGGCCUGCUUGCCUGCCGAUUUCCGACAAUGCGAUUCUUCCCGACUCGGCUGCCGAUUUCCGCCGAUCCGAUGCAUUUCGAUCGCCGAUCCGACUCAUCGAUUCGAUGUUGGGCUCUCCUGAGGAGGCCGGUUGGCGCGCCAGCAUCGGCGACAAGACCUACUACGCGCCACCCGAGGGCGCGGAGCUGAGCCGCCACGUGGGCGACUACUUCUACGCGCUGGGGGCCCGCUCGGCGCUCACGGAGGAGCUCGAGCAGAGCCGCGUGGGUGGCGACAGCAGGUGGCACAUCUUCCACCUCCCCGGCGGCCCGUCCCUGCUCCAGCAGAGCGUCCCGACCAGCGGCGACCGGCGGGAGUCCAUGAGCGCCCUGGUGCAGCUGACGAACGGCGUCAGAGUCAGCAGCGGAUUCCCUGAGUACAAGGUCACCUCCGGCUACAAGAGCCCGCUGACGGCCAGCGGGCAGAAUAAGGAGAGGGAGGCGGUGGAGCUCGUCACCAAGGAGGUCUUCCAGAGCUUCCUCGAGAACCUCACGUCGCUCGGGCCCCCUGGGCUGCCCACGCGCAGCUACAAGAACCCCUCCGCCUCGAAGGCCGCGCAGGAGUUCCUGAAGCAGGAGUUCGCCAAGAUGGGCAUGGCCUCCUGCCUUCACAGCUUCGAGGGCCUAGGCACGCACAUGGCCAACGUGGUCGCCCGCGUGGAGGGCAAGGGCUCGGACGCGGUCGUCGUCGGUGCUCACUACGACUCCCGCCCCUUCGACGGCAAGGCCCCAGGCGCGGAGGACAACGGCAGCGGCGUCGCCGCCCUGCUGGCGGUCGCGCGCGCGUUCACGAUGGCCGGCGUGAAGCCCGAGAAGAACGUGUACUUCGUGGGCUUUGCGGCAGAGGAGCCCGGCCUCAAGGGCUCAUCCGCUUUCGCGAAGGAGAUGGCGGCCGGAGGAGGCAAGCUUCCGUCGGAGUGCAGGACCCAGUCCGGCAGCUUCCUGGAGCGCGGCAGGUUCCGGAGCAAGAAGGCGGACCACAGGGCCAUUGUCCUGGACGAGGUCGGCUGGAAGAGCCCCGCGCUGUCGAAGGCCACCGUCAACCUGGAGUCCUACGAUUGGGCCAAGGAGACGGGCCUCCCCGAGCUCAUGGACCACAUGGCGCACGCGAGCCAAGAGUACAACGGCCAGGAGCUGUACGUAGUCCACAGCAACCACCCCUUCGGCUCGGACCACAUGAGUUUCCUACAGGGGGGCAUCCCGGCGGUCCUGACCAUCAAUGGGGAUGACGAGCGGUACCCGCACUACCACCGUAGCACCGACACGAUCGAGAAUGUGUCCCCGGAGUACGCAGCGCAGAUCGCCAAGAUGGUCCUCGGUGCGACCGUCCGCUCCGCAGGCGUCUCCGCGUCCUGAGCGCGCCAGCUGGGCGCCCUCGCAGGGCAGGUCGUGGUCGUCGCGGUCAGGGGUGGGGUGGAUGGAUGGGCUCUUAGGGCGUUCGGUCAAGCCGAGGCGGCCAAGUGGACUCUCAAUAUUCAUGCUUUUGGGCCCUGCGGCGCACCGCCUCCCCUUGCCGGGCUGACGCGCCGCCGUCCCGCGGGAGGCUGCCUGGCCGCCGGCUGC
Molecule: messenger RNA, 2373 nt
Organism: Prorocentrum cordatum
Lineage: Eukaryota; Dinophyceae; Prorocentrales; Prorocentraceae
Source: the annotation of a GenBank genome assembly